Molecule: messenger RNA, 1316 nt
Organism: Hypomesus transpacificus
Lineage: Eukaryota; Metazoa; Chordata; Actinopteri; Osmeriformes; Osmeridae
Exons: 2
Coding region: 36-1316 (426 amino acids)
Source: RefSeq, a predicted model, not a curated record
CGGUGUUCUAGUACUGUGGAGUGUUUCCUGAAGUGAUGGGGAUGUGGAACAACAUGACUAGCAGGAUGGAGGACUCGGCCGCAGAUAGCAUGCGUGUCCUGGACUCUGUGAAGGCGGUGGUGCACGCCACGUCCUCUCUCGCUACGGGGUACUUCUGCUACCUCAUCGUUGUCACGGUGCGGCACACGCACGAGCUGCGCUCCAAGGCCUCCUUCCUGCUCCUCUGCCAGCACUGCACCUGCAUCGCCGCCUUCAACGCUACCGGCUGCAUCCUCCACUCCGUCAGGGCCUCCCGCGUCCCCGCGCCACGCCUCUUCUGCUGGCUCGUGUUCGACCUCCAGGUGGUGGCGGCACGCGGAGCAAUGAUGAACCUCACGCUCAUGGCGCUCAACGCCUGUCUGUCCGUGCUGCAGCCGCUACACUACCGGGCGCUGGUGCGCUGCAUUCAGAGGCCCGUCAUGGUGGGGGUGUGGCUGCUGGCGCUGCUCAGCCCCGUGCUGUUCACAGUCCUGGCCGGGGCGCGGCUGGGCUGGGAGGGGGCGCUGGCUCUGGAGGCGGAGUGCUCCACAGCGCUGGAGGGCUGGGCGGCGCGGCUGAGCAGCCUGGCGUUGCUGGGUCUCCUAGUGCUGCUCAUCGUCCUCAGCAACGCCCUGCUCACCAUGGAGAGCUGCCGAGCCGGACACUUCAACAGGUCCAACCGGAGGCUCCGCCGCACCGCGCUGAUCCACGCCCUGCAGAUGAGCUUCCACAUCCUGCCCGGCGUGGUCAUCAUCUCUCGGGUCCGCCUCGGGCUCUUCGCCAGGGUGCUAAACUUCCUGGUGUUCUCUGUGGCCCAGUCGGCCAGUCCCGUGGUGUACGGGCUGCGCUGCCGGGAUCUGUGGGAUUACCUGCCGCGCUUCCUGCCCAGGUGGGCGCUGAGGCUGCGGAGCUGGUACCACACCUUGUCUGCAGGUAACAGCACCAGUAACGGCACCAGUAACAACACCAGUAACAGCACCAGUAACAACACCAACUCGGGUCUGGCUACAGAUGGGGAGGAGGCUGAGGGAGGCCGGGUCAGUAUGGGACCGGGAGAGCACGAGGCUGGGGAGGAGGCUGAGGGAGGCAGGGUCAGUAUGGGACCGGGAGAGGACAAGGCUGGGGAGGAGGCUGUGGGAGGCAGGGUCAGUAUGGGACCGGGAGAGGACGAGGCUGGGGAGGAGGCUGUGGGAGGCAGGGUCAGUAUGGGACCGGGACCUGUACAAGCGAGACCUGCUCUGGGUGCUCGUCAGGAAGGUGAAACACACACAGAGACUCAUGAACUGGACGUGUUCUGA